AUCAGUUUGUGAAUAAAACCUGUCGCGAUGGUGCGGUUUCCAUAUACCAUAUUAGUGGCCCUCUUCAUCCUCUCUGGCCAGCCCCAGAGAGCGAUGGCAGGGUGCUCGAUUACCACCACUUCCAAUCCUCCCGUCGUGACCACCACUUUCGGAUCGAAGCUACUUCUGUCCGAAUCCGCCGGCACAUACGAACGAGAAAAUGGCGAAGAAUUUAAUCUGUUUUGCGACAGUGGAUUUGAUUUGAAAUAUAGAUAUUCAUACAAUGGAUACGAUAGUGAACAUACUAUAGAUGGCCCUGAAACUACGCUGAAAUGUCAAUCAAAUGGAUUCAUUGUAAAUGGUGAAAGAGCUACUGAUAUAAUAGUUGGGUGCAAGAGCAGAGUAUCUCAAAUGUUUGAGAGUCGUAUCAGCUUACCGAACUGUAGCAACUUCAUGACCCUCGUCCUGGGCUACAACUUUCAGGACAAGGGCUCGAUUAAGAACGCAGCCAUGUGCUAUGACAUUCUGGAGGCUGAGCUGAAGCACAUCAGCUAUACUACAUUCUCCUCCAGGAAGCGUAUAAUCGAUGAGAGCCAACCCGGCCAACUGAACGAUCUGGGACUCGACAUUAGUGUGGCUUAUCGGAAAAAUCUAGUUAAGAACUUCGGUGAGGCUGAUAUUGGAGCGUAUCUGGAAAAGGAGAGGGACCUGUCCGAACUGUUCGGCAACGGAAUAUUUGAAUACCGAAGCCUGGUGCAGGACGAGUCGGCUGGAAGGUCUCUGAUCGGCUACGAGGACAUGUUGAACAUAAUCUGGCUGAAAAAUCUGCGAACUGGUAGCUGGAAGCUCUGGCUCAACGCCCUGCGAGCGGCCACAGAGGCUGGAACCCAGUUCGACAUUCGACUUGGCGUCUCCGGAAUCUUGCAUCUGCCGCGGACUUCGGCGAAUCCGUGCAGGAAUUACACCGAAUUCCUGGUGAUUGAACCAAAAACACCUGGUAGCGGCUCCGUUCCAGUACCCGCCUACAUUUGGGCCCACGUCCAAGCCCUCAAGCCCACCGGUGGCCAGGACGAGUUCGUACUCAUUGGCCACAAUUCCCCCUUCAGUGUCAAUGCCACCGAAGUUUGCCCAUCGAUGUGCCAUCGCGUCUCCUGGUUGAAGGACUCGCUGUUCGCCAGACUUCGUGAGUUCCCGGCGUACGGAUUGGUCCAGUGCUGCCACGUGAAGGACGUGGCCCACAAGCUGGACAACUUCCCGGGAGCCUUCGUCGCUGAGACGGCUAAUUCCAUCCCGGAUGCCGCCUCCUCCACUCCCGCUCCAGCUCCUGUCUCAGACUCAGUGGUUGCCUACGUCGGCGAGGGCGGGCUAUAAGCCUUAGUGCUUGCUCCGAGAAACUGCUUCCUACAGUUUCCUCAAACUACAAUUCACUCUUAUCAGUGCAACUUUGUAUGUCAGCUUUUUAAAUAAAAGCAAGCACCGCAGAAA
This is a messenger RNA of Drosophila ananassae, 1464 nucleotides long. RefSeq lists its product as uncharacterized. The coding region runs from base 28 to 1350 and encodes 440 amino acids. The transcript has 5 exons. The record is from RefSeq and is a predicted model, not a curated record. Lineage: Eukaryota; Metazoa; Arthropoda; Insecta; Diptera; Drosophilidae.